AUGGCCGACUUUGAUUUGUCCUUUAUCCCGGCUCUGCACACUCCUUCAGCCUUGUUACCGAUUGCUCGACACAAGAAGAGCCUCCUCUACACAAUCGAAACCCAUCCAGUAACAAUCCUUGUAGGUCAAACAGGUAGUGGGAAGACCACCCAGCUACCUCAAUUCCUCCACCAAGCCGGAUGGACGUCAGGAGAGAAAUGCAUCGCUGUUACUCAGCCCAGGAGAGUCGCUGUCACCACAGUGGCCACUCGUGUUGCCGAAGAGAUGAGAUGUCAACUCGGUGACGAGGUCGGGUAUUCCAUCAGAUUUGAGGAUGUUACCUCCGCGAAAACUAGGAUAAAAUUCCUGACAGAUGGAAUGCUCCUUCGCGAGGCGUUAGUCGAUCCUCUUCUCUCGAGAUACUCGGUCAUCAUGGUUGAUGAAGCGCAUGAGCGCUCAUUGAGCUCCGAUAUCCUGUUAGGACUUCUGAAAAAGAUCAGACAGCGUCGCCCGGAUUUAAGGAUCAUUGUCAGCAGCGCAACUCUCGAAGCACAGAAAUUCGCAGACUUCUUUCAAGUUGGGGACUCCACUGAAAAUCUGUACAGGGUUGUUAGUAUCGAGGGCCGCACUUACCCUGUCGAUAUCAUGUAUCUGGAGCAGCCAACAGACGACUACGUCGAGAGGGCUGUGCAGACAGCCUUUACGAUCCACCAACAAGAACCACCGGGUGAUAUUUUAGUGUUCCUCACGGGCCGAGAGGAGAUAGACAUGGCAAUCGAAAAAUUGUCGGAACUAGCGUCAAGCUUGCCUUCGCAAGCCCAAGCAAUACAGCCAUUGCCACUCUAUGCCGGAUUGAGCACAGAUGAACAAAUGUACGUCUUCUCAGAAGCGGCUGAGGACACUCGAAAGGUCAUCUUCAGCACCAACAUUGCAGAAGCAUCGGUCACAAUAUCUGGAGUUGUAUAUGUCAUUGAUUGUGGUUUCGUCAAGCUUCGAACCUUCAAUCCAGCAACGAAUAUCGAGACACUCACACCCUUUCCUACCUCCAAAGCUUCCGCAAUCCAGCGGUCUGGCCGGGCAGGCCGCACACAGCCGGGAAAAUGCUUUCGUCUAUACACACAGCAGUCUUACAGUGCUUUACAGUCGACUACGACACCAGAGAUACAACGCUCAAACCUCGCACCGAUUGUUUUACAGCUUAAAGCUCUGGGUAUUGACAAUGUCGUCCGCUUCGAUUUUCUCUCUCCGCCCCCAUCCCAGCUAAUGGUCCGUGCCUUCGACCUUCUUUACUCACUUGGAGCUGUUGAUGAUUAUGCCAAACUCACUACUCCUCUUGGAACCCGCAUGGCGGAACUGUCUAUCCCUCCAAUGAUGGCCAAGUGCCUACUGGCUUCGUCUGAACCGAGGUUCGACUGUCAAAGCGAAGUUCUCACCAUUUCUGCCAUGACGUCUCUCCAAGGUAACAUCUGGUUCCACCACAGCGGUGAGAAGAAAGCGAUGGAGGUUUCGCGCCGAAAAUUUGCCGCUGAAGAAGGCGAUCACUUGACUCUGUUAAAUGUGUACCAGUCUUUCAUAACGAAAGGGAAGAAGGAGGCGAAAUGGUGCCAUGCCAACCAUAUCAAUUUCAAGUCCAUGACCCGCGUAGUCAGCAUACGAAAUCAGCUACGCCGAUAUCUUGAACGACUAGGGGUCAAAGUUGAUGAGACUUUGUCUUUGCCUUCCUCGGACCAUCCAUACCAUUCAGCCAAAGCGCCCGCUCCGUCCAGAGAUAAGGCCACUAAUAUCCUGCAGUGCCUCACAACUGGCUUCUUCUCCCAAGCCGCCAAGAUGCAGCCCGAUGGGAGCUUUCGAUCCGUCUCAGGCGAGGUCACCAUGUUUGCGCAUCCGACUAGUCUCAUGUUCAACCGGAAGGCACAGUACGUGAUCUUUCACGAACUGCUAGAGACUAGCGAUAAGGUGUACAUCAAGGAUAUCAGCAAGGUUGAAAAAUCGUGGCUGGUGGAUUUUAGUGGUGGAUUUUACAAUGUCAAAACUUAG
Exophiala aquamarina CBS 119918 is the source of this 2016-nucleotide messenger RNA. RefSeq lists its product as uncharacterized. Gene Ontology annotation, cellular component: intracellular anatomical structure; catalytic step 2 spliceosome. Gene Ontology annotation, molecular function: ATP binding; RNA binding. The record is from RefSeq and is a predicted model, not a curated record. Bases 1 to 2016 code for a protein of 671 amino acids. The transcript has 2 exons. NCBI's taxonomy places the organism in Eukaryota, Fungi, Ascomycota, Eurotiomycetes, Chaetothyriales, Herpotrichiellaceae.